AUGCGCCGUGAUGAUAAGCGGCGGAGAAUAAAAAAGUCUGAUGCUCUCGAAGACUCGAUGUUGAGGGAUGAAUCGGAACGGGUUCACGAACUCGACCUAAACUCGCAAACGGCCAACCAAUCUCAACCGGGUCAAUAUCAGCCUCAAGCCGCAUACCAGCGGUAUGACCCGGCGAACGCUUCCAAUAACACUUCCAACGGUAACCAACACCCGAAUGAACUUUACCCACCCGCCGCCUUCUCCUACUCCGGCCUACAUCCCACCCCACAAAAUAACAUAGAUACGACCCCAGGAUCCAUCAUCUCCAACGCCACCUCCGCAUCCUCCGCAAUCUCGCCCAACGGCACACGUACCAAAAGACGCCGUAUUGAUCCAGAGAGCCGCACGAUCGUCAACGCGAGCCUGAGCAAUGAGAUGGACGCGCUCGAGAUUCUUGCGAGCGCUGCGACGGAUGGGAACGAGAACCGGGGGCAGGGGAGCAAUGGGGUCAAGAAAGUGUCGUGGGGUGUGGAGGAGAAGGAGAAGACGCCGAUGAGAGAGCUGAGUGCGUUCCCAUUGAUCAAAGCGGGUAUCAUCGACGAAGCCGGGUUGCACGAGAUGGUUCAACUAUUCUUUCAACACUACCACCCCACCCUCCCGAUAUUCCAAACAGCCCGUAUACCCCGUACCCGCGCCCAGCUAGACGCCCUUGCAGCAAACGAGACCUUCCUCCUCACAUGCAUCAUCGCCGUCGCCUCCCGCCACCCCCCGUCCCCUACCUACGCCCACGUCCACGACCAAACAUGGUCCAUCCUCCGGGACGCCCUCGCAGACUAUUCCUUCGCCGGUCUACAAGCCUCGGUAGGGUUUGUGGAAGGGGUAUUGCUUUUGGCAGAGUAUCUCCCGAAAGAAGGGGUAAGGCCGGCGGGGGAGGUUAGUAUGGAGAUGUUUGGUGGGGGUGGGAGGGGGCAGGAGGCUGGGGGGAUACAUGGGUCGGAUAAUAGGAGGAGCUGGGCGUUGAUUGGGGUUGCGAUACGUGCUGCGUAUCUUCUUGGCUUGGAUCAGAUAGCCCUGGAAAUUGACGAAUUGCGGCGUACUCCCGACGUCGAAAGAGCUCGAAGUGUCUGGACUUGGUGCUACCUAUACGACCGCACAAUAGAUGAAACAGGUCUCGCAUUCUGGUCCCGCGGCCCCUCCCUCUGCUUUGUCGGCUACUCGCACGUCUCCCAAACCGGCCAAGCCGCCGCCCGACUCAACUUCCCAUACCAGCUCUCCCAGUCUUCCGGUUCCAGCACAGAUGACCAGCAGCACGAUGACUCGGCGUCUUUGAUGCAGAGUAUGGUGGAAUUGACGCAGGUGAUGACGAAUGCGCAUGGUAUCUUGUAUCCGAGUAGAUUGAGGACGGAAACGCUUGUGAGGCAGGGAGAGUACUUUUUGUUCUUGGAUAGUUUCAAGAGAGCGCUGGAUAGCUACAAGAUUGUAUGGCAGCCGAAGAAAUGGUCCAACCCUGUACUCGAAGAGCUCAGUUGGAUGACCUUCCACUUUGUCAGGCAAGUACUAUACAUAUCCUCCUUUGGCUACUCGGCGCACAUCAAAAGAGCUCAGUGGCGCGCCGAAGAAGAUGCAGCCGCCGGUCGCGAACGUCAGCCCGUCCAGCUGUUUCCUCGUGGGACGGCAGCGUCGCCGGAUGCGUUGUACAUCUAUGAUUCGAUCAGCGCGGCCAACGAGGUGUUACAUAUUGCCUUGCGCUUGGGCCAGAUGGAUGCUCUGCGGUAUCUCCCGUCGAGAUACUUGAUUAAUAUCUCGUAUGCUGCUGUAUUCGCUUUGAAGAGUAAUUACACCGAGACGGGCGAAGGAAAAGAAAAUACUUUCAAGACCCGAGAGCUAGUCGACGAGGUGUGUCAUGAGCUGGGGGUGUCUUGCUCAGACAAGGACCAUUUGGCAGUGAGGUUACUGAGGUAUGGGCAUAUGCUUCGCAUGUUGUCAAAAAAGCUUGAGCAGGUACACGAAGCGGUUAGCACUGCUCCUUCUCGCAUGCCUUCGCCAGAACCACCAGUAACAGCAAGACAUGCUCAAAUCAACGUUAAUGCUAUCCCCCAAGAGCAGGGCCGGCCCUGGCCUGAACCUCAACCCCAAACGAGCACAUCGGACAUCCCGGCCGCCCUCACCCCCGCCUCAUUCCAGCUCCCUCCAUUCCCCGACAUGUCUUUCAUCCACCCGGGCGCGAAUGUGUACAAUCCAGAAAACCCACAGCAACAGGUGUCCAUGUUUGAUUAUGGGGAUAUGGGGCAGUUUGAUAUAGAUUUGAAGGGGUUUUGGGACGAGUUCAACUUGGGAGAAGGGGGUGGGUUUCCGUUCAACUAA
This is a messenger RNA of Cryptococcus wingfieldii CBS 7118, 2343 nucleotides long. RefSeq names its product specific RNA polymerase II transcription factor. The transcript has 10 exons. Gene Ontology annotation, molecular function: DNA-binding transcription factor activity, RNA polymerase II-specific. The coding region runs from base 1 to 2343 and encodes 780 amino acids. The record is from RefSeq and is a predicted model, not a curated record. Gene Ontology annotation, cellular component: nucleus. Lineage: Eukaryota; Fungi; Basidiomycota; Tremellomycetes; Tremellales; Cryptococcaceae.